AUGUCGACCGCUCGGGUUGUAUUCGUAGUUCUCACCUUUUUUUUUCUAUCAUCUGUCGAUGCAGCGAAUUACAAUCCGAUUGAUGAUUGUUUUACGUUAGUGCCAGUUCAAAAUGUUCAAAAUAAUAAUAAAAAAAGGCCAUCAAUUCCGCCCAGCGCUUGCCAUGAUACCGAUUUAGGUCUUUGCUACGAAUUAUUUAAACUGGAUGAACCGACAAUUCAAAACAAUUUAGUGGAGUAA
Molecule: messenger RNA, 240 nt
Organism: Dracunculus medinensis (Guinea worm)
Lineage: Eukaryota; Metazoa; Nematoda; Chromadorea; Rhabditida; Dracunculidae
Source: the annotation of a GenBank genome assembly